Messenger RNA from Nelumbo nucifera (sacred lotus), 1374 nucleotides. RefSeq names its product protein DETOXIFICATION 18-like. The record is from RefSeq and is a predicted model, not a curated record. Gene Ontology annotation, molecular function: xenobiotic transmembrane transporter activity; antiporter activity. Lineage: Eukaryota; Viridiplantae; Streptophyta; Magnoliopsida; Proteales; Nelumbonaceae. Gene Ontology annotation, biological process: xenobiotic detoxification by transmembrane export across the plasma membrane. Gene Ontology annotation, cellular component: membrane.
AUGAAGGUGCUAGACAUGGAGGAGGCCAAGAAACAGCUUCUGUUGUCCUUUCCCAUGAUCAUUACCAACGUCUCUUAUUACGCCAUCCCUCUCAUCUCUAUCAUGUUUGCUGGUCACCUGGGUGAGCUUGAGCUUGCAGGCGCCACCCUCGCUAACUCUUGGGCCUUUGUCACUGGUUUUGCUCUCAUGACUGGUCUAGGUGGUGCGCUUGAAACACUUUGUGGUCAAAGAUAUGGUGCCAGGUUAUACAGGAUGUUAGGCGUAUAUUUACAAUCUUCAAUCAUCAUCUCUUUCAUCUUCAGUGUCCUUGUAAGUUUUGUCUGGUUCUAUUCAAAACCCAUACUGGUUUUUCUUCAUCAAGAGCACCAAAUAGCCCAAAUGGCUGGUCUCUACAUGAAGUAUCUGAUCCCUGGUCUCUUCUCAUUCGGCUUCCUGCAAUGCGUUAUCAGAUUUUUUCAGACACAGUAUGUCGUUACACCACUUGUUGUGUGCUCCCUGGUCCCAUUGUUCAUCCAUGUCGGCCUUGCAUAUGUACUGGUUCACCUAACUCCUCUGGGUUUCAGGGGAGUACCAUUAUCAGCCGCUAUAUCAUUGUGGAUAUCGUUGCUAAUGCUGGCCUUCUAUGUCAACUAUGCUAACAAAUUCAAGCAUACAUGGGAAGGUCUAUCCAUGGAAUCCUUCCACUACGUACUACCAAGCAUGAAAUUGGCCAUCCCCUCGUCAAUCAUGGUAUGUCUGGAGUUUUGGGCUUUUGAGAUUCUUGUGAUACUGGCUGGAUUGAUGCCUAACUCAGAGAAAACUACAUCUUUGAUAGCAAUAUGCGUGAACACAGAGGCUGUGAUAUUCAAUAUUAUCUAUGGUUUCAGUGCUGCCGUAAGCACAAGGGUGUCUAAUGAAUUGGGAGCAACAAACGUGGAUAGAGCUAAGAAUGCUGUGACAGUGACUCUCAAACUUUCCAUUGUAGUAGCUCUUAUAGUUGUUAUAGCCCUGUUUCUUGGCCAUAAUAUAUGGGCUGGUCUCUUCAGUGAUAGUCUUGUAAUAAAGAGUGGAUUUGCAUCCAUGACUCCACUUCUUGCCAUCUCUAUGUUUCUUGAUUCGUCACAGGGUGUGUUAUCAGGUGUGUGCAGAGGAUGUGGUUGGCAGCACUUGGCUGCAUGGACCAACUUGGCAGCCUUCUACAUUAUUGGCAUGCCAAUAUCUAUCCUCCUUGGCUUUAAGUUUGGAUUAUAUGCUAAGGGAUUGUGGCUUGGUCUGAUUUGUGGCCUCUUCUGCCAGGCCAGCACCCUUUUAGUGAUUACAUUGCGUAGAAAAUGGACUAGACUGGAGAUCUCUGUGAAUGAACAUAGUGAAAACCCUGAUCCAGAACAGGUUUGA